Messenger RNA from Neoarius graeffei (lesser salmon catfish), 1617 nucleotides. It is a transcript of the gene lrpap1, whose product is annotated as low density lipoprotein receptor-related protein associated protein 1. The transcript is spliced from 8 exons. The record is from RefSeq and is a predicted model, not a curated record. Gene Ontology annotation, biological process: negative regulation of receptor internalization; negative regulation of very-low-density lipoprotein particle clearance. NCBI's taxonomy places the organism in Eukaryota, Metazoa, Chordata, Actinopteri, Siluriformes, Ariidae. Gene Ontology annotation, molecular function: lipase binding; low-density lipoprotein particle receptor binding; receptor antagonist activity. Gene Ontology annotation, cellular component: plasma membrane; endoplasmic reticulum; rough endoplasmic reticulum lumen. The coding region runs from base 109 to 1152 and encodes 347 amino acids.
AUUGUGCUUCCUGGAUGCAAAGGGAGAUGAAUGUAUUAUAAACCGCAGAGCUUUGGUUAGCCGUGUCCUUCCUCUUUUUUCUCCCGUUUGUUUGUAGUUGGUCUCAUUAUGAAGGUGUGCGGUUUGUUUUUGAGUUUGUGCCUCAGUGUGGAGGUAAUGGCGGGGAAAUACUCUCGGGAAGUCAAUGAGCAGAAGGUGGCGAGUGACGGGAGAAAUGCUGUGGAGUUUCGGAUCGCCAAACUGAACCAGGUUUGGGAGAAAGCGAACAGGAUGCAGCUCGCCCCAAGGCGGCUGUCUGAACUCCACAGCGACUUGAAAAUUCAGGAGAAAGAUGAGCUUCAGUGGAAGAAGAUAAAGGCCGAGGGACUGGACGAGGACGGUGAAAGAGAGGCCAAGCUUAGACGCAACUUUAACAUCAUCCUGGCCAAAUAUGGAAUGGAUGGUAAGAAAGACAACCGUGCCUUGGAUAGCAACAACCUGAAAGACCAUGACGCCCAACUGGGAGAAACGUUCGAUGACCCCAGACUGGACAAACUGUGGAACAGAGCCAAGUCUUCAGAAAAGUUCUCUGAGGAGGAGCUGCAGAACCUGCGCAGAGAGUUCGAACAUCACAAGGACAAGCUCAAUGAGUACAACAUCAUGAUGGACACAGUGAGCCGCACUGAGGAAAUCCAUAAGAACGUGAUUUCUCCACUGGAGGGAGAGGGGAAGUCGUCCAGUCUUCAUGAGAAACACACAGACCUUAAGCAGAAGAUGAGGGACCUGAACCAGGGCUUUGAGCGUCUACGUAAAAUCACACAUGAAGGCUUCGACAGUGAUAACGAGUUUAAGGAGCCCAGGGUCAUCGAGCUGUGGGAAAUGGCCAGAAGAUCUAAUCUUAGUGAGGACGAGCUUGACUCUCUCAAGGAGGAGCUGAAGCAUUUUGAGACCAAAGUAGAGAAGCACCACCACUACCAGGAACAGCUGGAAUAUUCCCAUCAGAAACUGCAGCACAUAGAGGCCAUGGGUGAUAAGGACCACAUCGUGAGACAUAAAGAGAAAUACAACACGCUCGCCGAGAAAGCACGAGAGAUCGGAUACAAGAUGAAGAAGCAUUUGCAGGAUAUAACCAACAAAAUCUCCCGAAAUGGACUGCAGCACAAUGAACUCUGAGCAUGGCCUCCUCUCCUCACCAUGACAACACUGAAAAUCCUUCAUUUCCAUAUGCAUCGAUUAUAGUGUGGGUGUAGUUACUGAUUUUUCUAACAGUUUGUUUAAAUCAUUUCAGUAUUCGUGGAAUAUUUGCUAAUCCACAGCACUGAUUGUUUUUUUGUUUUUUUUAAUGACAUCGUGUGGUUUGUAUUUAGUCCACUGCAAGUGAUCAGUUAGGUACGAAUGCAUAUGUACUAUGUGUUACAUUUUAAGUCCAUUAUUCCUGAGUAUUUGAACUGCUGAAAUCAUUCCCACAGGAGGGGUACAGAUUGAAUUUUGAAUGCAAUAUGUUAUGUAUUGGCACCCUUCCGUGUUUUAGAAAUCUUUUGAAAUGCUCAUAUUUUUUCAUGAAAUUUCAAUUAUUUGAUGAUGUCAUCUCAGAUGAGUACAAUAAACAGUGAUUGUCCAUUCAGUCCAUUAACUUUA